UGCUCUACGGGACCACGUGGCCAGAGGCACGCGGGGAAAUCUUGCCCAGGUCGCAUUUGCAAAGGAGCGGACUUUAGAGGAUCGACGAUUUUAUGUACAUGUGGUUUCCACUCGAGCCUCUUUCUUGGGAUUUUUUGGCGGCUCCCAGUCAGUGCUACUUUCUUCACUUCCAGGCCCACUUCCUAAACGGGCCGUGAACACUCUUCAUCCAGCAGUAGUGCCUGUUAGGUGUCUGAGGUGUCUGUGAGGCAGUCUGGAGCUUUAGGGCCAGGAGCUCGCGGCGCCUUCCGGGAGCCAUAGCUCAGGCUCCGCCCUUCGGCCCGCGCUCUGCACUGCGCAUGUCCGGUUUUGUUCCCCUUCCUCGCGUCAGCUACGGGCCGAGAGGCGGCGGAGGCGGCGGCGGCGGCGAAGAAGGGGGCGGAGAGCGAGGAGCGCGGUGGGACGGGGUCUGGACCGCUCGUACUUCGGGCCGUGGGAUUCUCUCCGCGUCGGCGGUAGUAGUAGCUGCCUCUGCAGCCGCAGCAGCAGGUUUGUGCGAGAUCAAUCAUUGACACUAUGAACUGGAAUAAAGGUGGCCCUGGCACCAAGAGGGGAUUUGGCUUUGGAGGUUUCGCUAUUAGUGCGGGAAAGAAGGAGGAACCAAAACUCCCACAGCAGUCCCAUAGUGCCUUUGGGGCAACCAGCUCUUCUGGAUUUGGAAAGUCGGCUCCACCACAGCUCCCUUCCUUCUACAAAAUUGGUUCUAAACGGGCCAACUUUGAUGAAGAAAACGCAUAUUUUGAAGACGAGGAAGAAGAUUCUAGCAAUGUUGAUUUACCUUACAUUCCUGCUGAAAACUCACCUACCCGCCAGCAAUUCCAUUCCAAGCCAGUAGAUUCUGAUAGUGAUGAUGAUCCCUUAGAGGCAUUCAUGGCUGAAGUGGAGGAUCAAGCGGCUAGAGACAUGAAGAGGCUUGAAGAAAAGGACAAGGAAAGAAAAAACGUAAAGGGUAUUCGAGAUGACAUUGAAGAGGAAGAUGACCAAGAAGCUUAUUUUCGGUACAUGGCAGAGAAUCCAACUGCUGGCGUGGUUCAGGAGGAAGAGGAGGAUAAUUUGGAAUAUGAUAGUGAUGGAAAUCCAAUUGCACCUUCCAAAAAAAUCAUUGAUCCUCUUCCUCCCAUUGAUCAUUCAGAGAUUGACUAUCCACCAUUUGAAAAAAAUUUUUACAAUGAACAUGAAGAGAUAACCAACCUCACCCCACAGCAGCUAAUAGAUCUCCGGCAUAAGCUCAAUCUUCGGGUUUCUGGUGCUGCACCUCCUAGACCAGGAAGUAGUUUUGCUCAUUUUGGGUUUGAUGAGCAACUUAUGCACCAGAUUCGGAAAUCUGAGUACACACAGCCCACUCCAAUACAGUGCCAGGGUGUACCUGUGGCAUUAAGUGGUAGAGACAUGAUUGGUAUUGCCAAAACAGGCAGUGGGAAAACUGCGGCCUUUAUCUGGCCCAUGUUGAUUCAUAUAAUGGACCAGAAAGAAUUGGAACCGGGUGAUGGACCAAUUGCAGUGAUUGUGUGUCCUACUAGGGAGCUUUGUCAGCAGAUCCACGCAGAAUGCAAGCGGUUUGGGAAAGCGUAUAAUCUCCGAUCAGUAGCCGUGUAUGGAGGAGGGAGCAUGUGGGAGCAGGCCAAGGCCCUUCAGGAAGGGGCAGAGAUUGUUGUCUGUACACCAGGUCGACUUAUUGAUCAUGUGAAGAAGAAAGCUACCAACCUUCAAAGAGUCUCUUACCUUGUAUUUGACGAAGCAGAUCGAAUGUUUGACAUGGGAUUUGAGUACCAGGUGCGAUCCAUAGCAAGUCAUGUCCGUCCCGACAGACAGACUCUCUUAUUCAGUGCAACUUUUCGGAAAAAGAUUGAAAAACUGGCCAGAGACAUCCUGAUUGACCCUAUUCGUGUGGUGCAGGGGGAUAUUGGAGAGGCAAAUGAAGAUGUGACUCAGAUUGUGGAGAUUCUGCAUUCUGGGCCUAGUAAAUGGAACUGGCUCACCCGGCGUCUAGUGGAGUUUACCUCUUCAGGAAGUGUCCUCCUGUUUGUUACUAAAAAAGCCAAUGCUGAAGAGCUAGCCAAUAACCUUAAACAGGAGGGUCAUAGUCUUGGCCUGCUCCAUGGUGACAUGGAUCAGAGUGAAAGAAACAAGGUUAUUUCAGACUUUAAGAAAAAGGACAUCCCAGUCCUCGUGGCCACAGAUGUUGCAGCCCGUGGUCUGGACAUUCCUUCAAUUAAGACUGUCAUUAACUAUGAUGUGGCACGAGAUAUUGAUACCCAUACGCAUAGGAUUGGCCGAACAGGACGAGCGGGUGAGAAAGGCGUGGCCUAUACCUUGCUGACACCCAAGGAUAGCAAUUUUGCCGGUGACCUUGUCCGGAACUUGGAAGGAGCCAAUCAGCAUGUUUCCAAGGAACUCCUAGAUCUGGCCAUGCAGAAUGCCUGGUUUCGGAAAUCCCGCUUCAAAGGAGGGAAAGGGAAAAAGCUGAACAUUGGUGGAGGAGGCCUAGGCUAUAGGGAGCGGCCUGGCCUCGGCUCUGAGAACACGGACCGAGGAAGUAAACAACAAUGUAAUGAGCAAUUAUGAGGCCUACAAGCCCUCCACAGGAGCCAUGGGGAGAUCGGCUGACGGCAAUGAAAGCAGCUUUCCAGUCACAGUACAAGAGUCACUUUGUUGCUGCCAGUUUAACCAACCAGAAGGCUGGAAGCUCUGCUGCUGGGGCGAGUGGAUGGACU
Molecule: messenger RNA, 2753 nt
Organism: Globicephala melas (long-finned pilot whale)
Lineage: Eukaryota; Metazoa; Chordata; Mammalia; Artiodactyla; Delphinidae
Gene: DDX42
Product: DEAD-box helicase 42
Molecular function (GO): nucleic acid binding; ATP binding; RNA helicase activity
Source: RefSeq, a predicted model, not a curated record